UUAACCAUGUGUAAACAUGGCAAACAUGUCAAAAGAAGACGAAUCUCUUGGUUUAAGAAAAAGACAUGUGAAUUCGGACGAAAACAAAAGCAAAGCGACUUCUAAACAGUCCAAAAAUGAAAUUGUUAAAAAAUGUAUUGGCACCGGACAUAUCUCUUCGCCUUGCCAGCUUGAGACUGGGUCUUACUGGCUUACAAGAAUUGUUCUCAUUAGAUAUGUUGGUUUUAUUUACUUUAUCGCCUUCCUGGUGGCUCUGCAGCAGAACAAGGAGCUGCUCGGGUUGGCAGGACUUCUCCCAGCAAAUCAUUACCUUGACAACAUCAAACAGCACUCUGGCGGGAUCAACUGGUCCGCUUUCCUGUCAGCACCCUCCCUUGUAUGGUUGAUAGACUACCACGUGUACUUGGACUAUUUCCUGGAUUACGUUGCAUAUGCUGGACUGGGACUCUCUGGCUUUCUGAUUAUCAAUGGUGGAGCUAAUUGGAUCAUCAUGUUUACACUAUGGGUCCUCUACCACUCCCUUGUAAACAUUGGUCAGCGCUGGUAUGGCUUUGGUUGGGAGUCCCAGUUGUUGGAGACUGGUUUUCUUGCGGUGUUCCUUUGUCCGAUGUUGAGUGUCUCUGCUGUGCCUAAGUCAACUCCUACGUCCCAGAUUGUUAUUUGGGCUAACAGAUGGCUUAUUUUCAGAAUAAUGCUUGGUGCAGGAUUGAUAAAGAUUCGAGGAGACCAAUGUUGGAGGGAUCUUACCUGCAUGAACUACCAUUAUGAGACUCAGCCAGUGCCCAACCCGAUGUCGUACUUCAUGCACCAGUCUCCAGAAUGGUUCCACAAGUUUGAGACCCUCAGCAACCACUUUGUUGAGCUCAUGGCACCUGCAUUGCUGCUGCUGCCAGCACCGCGUAGGCUACGCUUCGUAGGGGGCGUCAUUCAGAUCCUCUUUCAGGUGGUACUGAUCAUCAGCGGCAACCUGAGUUUUCUCAACUGGCUCACGAUAGUGCCCAGUCUGGCGUGUUUUGAUGAUCGUGGCUAUGCGUGGAUGUUCUCCAGAUCUCGUAUACAGCAGGUGGCUGCAGUUCAGGCAGAAGGGCGUGAUGGAAAGACGUUGCUUACACCAAGUAACUACAUACGGCGUGUUUUCAACAUUUCUCUAGGACUAUUGAUAGCAUACUUGAGUGUUCCUGUUAUCCAAAACUUAAUGUCAUCCAGGCAACAAAUGAACACAUCCUUUGACUCAUUUCGUCUUGUCAAUACGUAUGGAGCUUUCGGAAGCGUGACAAAGGAGCGCACAGAGGUGAUUUACCAAGGCACGUAUGGACAUCCAAACCAGAAAGAAACAAUAUGGGAGGAGUAUGAGUUUAAAUGCAAACCUGGUAAAAUAACACGCCGUCCCUGCAUUAUCUCACCGUAUCAUUAUCGUCUAGACUGGUUACUGUGGUUUGCAGCUUUCCAGAACUAUCAGCACAACCCCUGGAUAGUUACCAUGGCAGCCAAGUUGUUAACUAACGACAACAGCACACUCUCCCUGAUUGCUCAUAACCCUUUCGAGGGCAAGGAUCCUCCGACGUAUGUCCGUGUGCAGCUCUACAGCUACAAGUACACUAAGGUAGGCAGCAACGAUGCCAUUGCAGGGCGCUGGUGGAAAAGACGAUACAUCAGGGAAUAUCUUCAACCUGUCAACCUGCAAUCUCUCAAACCCUACCUGGAUAGCAUUAAAUUUAAUGUGGCCACAAAGCAGACAAAAAAGGCAAAGAAAAAACAGUGAUGAAUAAUUUGUUUUAGUGCCAACUUUUAUUGAUGAUUGUUAAUGAUUUUUAUGCCUUCAAAGGAUAACUUAUUGUUCAUGAAUUAUCCGUUUUAGGUAGAAGGAUGGUUUUGCUUGCCACAAUUCUGUUUGUUUUUUAUGUUUGAGAGAAUUUUAUUUUUGCUGGGGAUUAUUGUCCCUAAUGAACUGACAAUUUGUCAGGUGCGACUCCCUUGUCCCUCAUUGAGAGCUCAAGGUCACAAAUCAAGGUCAAAGGUCACAAAGUGUCAUUUCCACUCAAUUUUCAAUUAAUUCUAGAGAGGAUUCUAAUCUUACAGAUUCAAGGAUUUUUUAACAAGUUCCUUGUGCAGUUUAUAUAUUGACUUCGUGAGAAUCUCAUGGUUUGGGGGUUUAUAUCACAUCCAGGGAUAAGCCUUGUUUGUGUAAUUUGUUUCUUGGUUAAAACAUGCUUUUUAUGUCCCCCACUAUAGUAGUGGGGUACAUAUUUUGUUUUUGCCCUGUCUGUUGGUUGGUCUGUUUGUUGGUCUGUUGGUUGGUUGGUCUGUUGGUUGGUUGGUUUGCGCCAACUUUAACAUGUUGCAAUAACUUUUGCUAUAUUGAAUAUAGCAACUUGAUAUUUGGCAUGCAUGUGUAUCUCAUGGAGCUGCACAUUUUGAGUGGUGAAAGGUCAAGGUCAUCCUUCAAGGUCAGAGGUCAAAUAUAUGUGGCCAAAAUCCCUCAUAUUAUGAAUACUUUUGCAAUAUUGAAGAUAGCAACUUGAUAUUUGGCAUGCAUGUGUAUCUCAUUGAGCUGCACAUUUUGAGUGGUAAAAGGUCAAGGUCAAGGUCGUCCUUCAAGGUCAGAGGUCAAAUAUAUGUGGCCCUAAUCGCUUAUUUUAUGAAUACUUUUGAAAUAUUGAAGAUAGCAACUUGAUAUUUGGCAUGCAUGUGUAUCUCAUGGAGCUGCACAAUUUGAGUGGUGAAAGGUCAAGGUCAAGGUCAUCCUUCAAGGUCAGAGAUCAAAUAUAUGUGGCCCAAAUUGCUUAUUUUAUGAAUACUUUUGCAAUAUUGAAGAUAGAAACUUGAUAUUUGGCAUGCAUGUGUAUCUCAUGAAGCUGCACAUUUUGAGUGGUGAAAGGUCAAGGUCAUCCUUCAAGGUCAAAUAUAUGGGUCAAAUUUGCUCAUGUAAUGUCACUUCUGCAAUAUUGAAGCUAGCAAUUUUAUAUUUGAAAUGCAUGUGUAUCUCAUGGAGCUGCACAUUUUGAGUGGUGAAGGGUCAAGGUCAAGGUCAUCCUUCAAGGUCAAACGUCAUAUAGGGGGACAUUGUGUUUCACAAACGCAUCUUGUUAAUAUUAGGAAUAAAUGUGACUUAUUAAUGAUUUAAGGCAAUUCCUGAUGAUUGCCUAUGAGCAUUAAAUUUAAAAACGAGCUUAAAACCGUUGAAAAUUCAUAUUUUACAUUGUAUGCACAGCGAUUUUGUUGUAUUUCUUUAUUGCUUGAAUAUAUCAUACCAUUCCUGCAUAGGCAUUGUUUUAUAAGCUUACCCUAGAACAGCAUGAGCUUGGAUGAUAACCUUUUGUUCGCCGUUAACAUAUACCCCUCUCACACUUUAGAGGUCAUAUUUAUUGCUCAUUCUUACUGAAACUUUGUCACAUUAAUUGUCCCAACAAUGGCCAGUCCAAAACUGGGCCAUUUGAAGUUCAACAAUUAUUCAAAUUGAGUGAAGAAAGAAAAAGAUUCUCACUUUCGUUGCACAGUCCUCAUGCAACAAGGGUAGGGCUUUAGUACCCUUGAUAUCCAUGAAUUUCCAGUGCAAUUAUUUUAUAUUGUGUUAAUAUGGUGUUGUUUUGUGAUCUUUACUCGAAUAUUGUUAGCAAUUUUUUUGCUUUAUUUUGCAGAAGACUUUCAUUUUUUAUUGUAGAAUAAAUCAGUAGAAAGGAAA
Molecule: messenger RNA, 3682 nt
Organism: Dreissena polymorpha
Lineage: Eukaryota; Metazoa; Mollusca; Bivalvia; Myida; Dreissenidae
Product: lipase maturation factor 1-like
Exons: 10
Coding region: 17-1762 (581 amino acids)
Biological process (GO): protein maturation
Cellular component (GO): endoplasmic reticulum membrane
Source: RefSeq, a predicted model, not a curated record